Aphanomyces astaci is the source of this 2385-nucleotide messenger RNA. RefSeq lists its product as hypothetical. The record is from RefSeq and is a predicted model, not a curated record. Bases 12 to 1766 code for a protein of 584 amino acids. Lineage: Eukaryota; Oomycota; Saprolegniomycetes; Saprolegniales; Verrucalvaceae. The transcript is spliced from 9 exons.
UCGAUGCCGCCAUGGAUGUCAACGACAGUGCGGUGCUGCAAGAGAAGGACCGCGUGAUUGUGCUCCUGAAUGAGACCGCCAAGGCGUUUCAGUUCCAAGUGGCGUCGCUCCAGGGCCAACUCACUUUGGCCACGAACCAACUCGCCCAACGCGACAUGGUCGUUCAUGACCUCCAGCAGCAUGUGCAGGACCUCAAGAAUGCCAGCGCCGACCAAAACAGCACAAUCGCAGGGCUGCAGAGCCAACUGGCCCUCCAGAAAGCCACGCUGGACGAAGUGGAAGGGCAACUCAAGACUGCGGACGCCGACUUCGAAGCGUUGCGAGCUACGUUUGAGGCCAAAGACACAGACACUUCGGACAAGGCCAGAGAAUGCAUCAAGUUGAACGAGUUGAUUGUUCGCCUGCAGAACGAGGCGAGUCAGCUGAAUGUCGUGAUCCGCCGACAGGACAAACAACUGCAGGAGAAGGCGACGGCGACCGUCACGACCGACGCAUGUCUGUCGGCGCGGGAUUACUCUGAAAACCAGCUCAUAUCUCUGCGCGAUGACGCGAUUGAGGCGAAAGCCAAGGAAUUGAAGCUUGUGACCGAUGCCAACGAUGGCCUUCGGGCUCAGCUGGAUGCACUCGAGAUCGAAAUGGAGAGCUUGCAGGCGGUGCUGACCAGCAAGGACGUCGAGCUGCAUCGAAAUGCCAAGCGCAUAGACAGACUCGAUCGACAAGUGGCGACGUUGGAAGCUGCUGCCAAACAAGCACAAGGACGGGAGCUCGCGAUGGAGCUAAGUACCAAGCAGAACACGCAGCUAUUACAAUGCCUUCAGGCUGAAGAAAGCAAGAGCGAACAACUAAAGCAACAAGUUCAAGCGCUUACCACUGACUUGGCCCACGUCCGUAGCCAGGCCACGCAGAUUCGGUCGGAAGCUGCCGUGGUCGAGAUCGACGUCGAGCUGAAAACCAAGGCGCUGGAGCGGCAGUCCCAGAACUUGACCACUUCGCUCGAAAAACUCCAAGUGGAGCGCGAGGGGAUCCGGGAGGAGUUGUCUGUGACGCGGUUGAAAGCUCGGGUUGAAGUCGAGGGGAUGCAGGGCGAGCUGAUCCAGCGGCGCACCAAGCAGUAUGAACUGACCCUCAAACUACAUGAAACUGAAUCGCAAUUGCACACGCUUCGCACCACCACCGAAGGCUUGGACGAAGAAUUGCAAGCCACCAGGUCUCGAAUGCAAGAGCUGGAUCGGUUGUAUGCGGACGCGAAGCGGUGGAAGGCCGACAUGACGGCAACGUUGGACGCUAUGAGCCAAGAGAAUAGCCACCUCCAGCGGACGUUAGCUGUCGACACCAAGCGAUUUCAAGUGGAAUCCGCUGCCUUGCACGACCAGCUCAAGGAACUGGAGCGAUUUGUCCAGACUCAAGCCAUACAGCUGGGCAAAGCCGACGACGCCAAGACGAGUGCGGCGCAGGAUAUGCAAAAGAUGAAUCACCAAAUCGAAGGAAUGCAGGAGCGCAUACAUGGGUUGGUGGCGGAGGCUAACGCAGAAACCAAGCGACGGAUGGGGGUGGAAAUGGAGCUGACGAUUGCCCACGAACAACUGCAGCAACUCCAAGCGAAUUCACAAUCCAUGUUGGCCGGGUGCUACGUCGAGCACAAAAAGCUCCAAGAUGGUAAAAAUAAACUCAAGCAACUCCUCCAGCAACUCGAAGCCGAAUGCAAACGUGAACAACUCGGUACAUACAACACAGUGAUUUGUACGUUAUUAGCUCACGAUUCGUAGGCAAGUCCCAGCUCCUUCAGGCAUCUUAUAACAUUCUGGGCCAUCACAAGGGGCAUCUGGUCGACUGCUGGCUGUCCGAUGCCGAUUUGCCCAUCUUAGUUCGCUAUUUCCAAGCGAUAGACUCGCCUCUGGACGUGUUGGACCUACGUUCGAACCGCAUCACUGAUCAAGGAACUAAACACUUGCUACUGCUAUUGCAGCCAAGGCGAGCUCUUUUCAUGAGCAUCAACCUCCAGGAAAACUACAUCUCCCCUCAAGGCAUCCGACUCCUCGCGACCGGGAUGGAAGGGAUGGGGUACUCCAUUGUGAUCCAAGAUGGACGUGUCGAAGCCACAGAUACCAGUGGCCGGGUGCUUAUUGUCGACGUGUCGAAAAACAAAGACGCAGCCGUGCUGGUGUUCACUCCGUGCAGUGUCAAGCUGGCCAAAGUGAAAUCGCUCAAGCCAGCCAGCGUUUCGAAGCCAGACCCGCUACAAGAGAUUUACGGCGCCGACUUGGUCCAAUCCAUGGUUUUGAAAAAGGAUUACCUACCCCCCAAAAACCAAAGCCCCCUACUUCGAUCCCCACGGUGCCAGUCCCUGCCAAAAUUGUAGCCCUACUACUACGUAGUAGUAGUACU